ACAGCGCCAACCUUCUUCAGCAGCAGACGGCCAUAACUCAACUCCAGUGCCCCUCUUUCGAUUCUUGCAGACGAUUCUUGAGAAAAUUGCAAAUGGGUUAUUCCAAAGACCAGCUGAUAGCUCGUUUAAAGGAGCUUCAAAUUGAUUUUGACCAAUAUGAGCAUCCAGUUGUAUUGACGGUUGAAGAGCAGGCAAAAUAUGUAGGGCAUUUGGAUGCUGCAUUGAGUAAAAAUCUAUUCUUGAAGGACAAGAAAUCCAGGUUUUAUAUUGUUUCUGCACUGUCAAAUACCAAAGUGGACAUGAAAAUUUUAUCACAGAGGCUUGGUCUAGGAAAAGGAGGGUUGAGGAUGGCUCCUGAAGAAGCACUUGGAGAGAUACUUCAGGUACCUCGGGGUUGUGUUACUCCAUUUGCACUUGUAAAUGAAUCUGCUAGGAGCGUUUCUCUACUGUUAGACCAAGGAUUGAAAACCCAGGGGCACUGUUUCUUCCAUCCGCUAUCUAAUGAUGUGACAAUAUCUCUUAACGCCCGAGAUCUUGAUAAGUUUCUGAAUUCAAUUGGAAAGCCGCCUGCCUAUGUUGAUCUGGAGGCUAAUCCUCCCGUAGGAAAGGAUCAACCUCCUGAUCUAGCUGCUUUUGUUCCAUCUGAUGCAACUAUCCUGCCAGAUAAUCUGGAGAAAACAGCUUCCUCUGUAGCUCCUGAAAAUAAUCAUAUUAGUGCGGAUAUCAAAUCAAAAGUAGUUACAGAUAAACCAAAUAAGCCACCAAAUGGUCCAAAAAACGAGAAAUCCACUAAUGCCCCUGCUGUGUCAGCCUCCUUCAGUGAUCCUGAAAAAUUUGUGGAAGAAAUUCUAGAGAAGACAUCUCGCGUGGUUCUUUCAGAGAUUAAGGGUGAGGCUAUCAAGCAACAUGGAGAUCAACUUGGCUCUGUAGUAUCGAACAGUAUCAGGAGGCAGCUUACGGCGGAAUUGAAGAACAUUGCUACAAUUUUCAAGAACACUGCUUACACAGAAGGUUUUCAUGCUAGUAAUCACCAGCAGCCGAAGCGAUCAUGAAACUUUCACAUUCAACCAGGCAUAUAUCAGAAAAGAGUAUUUUAGAUGAGAAAGUUAGACAAAACAGAUCGCUAGUUAGCAUUCUUCUCCUCUCAUUGUUUUAUGGACGCCAAAUCAUUGGAAUAAUUCUAUUAAACAAUGUAAAUGGUGAUCCUUUUCUGGAAACCCUUAACUUUCAUACCGUUCCUAUAA
Molecule: messenger RNA, 1244 nt
Organism: Coffea eugenioides
Lineage: Eukaryota; Viridiplantae; Streptophyta; Magnoliopsida; Gentianales; Rubiaceae
Product: prolyl-tRNA synthetase associated domain-containing protein 1
Exons: 12
Coding region: 93-1052 (319 amino acids)
Molecular function (GO): aminoacyl-tRNA deacylase activity
Source: RefSeq, a predicted model, not a curated record